AUGUACUUAAUUAUACGGCUACAAUUAAAUGGCUCUGUAUCACAAGCUACAAAGAGUACUGUGCCUCUGGAAGAAGAACGAAAGAUCAGCGAGUACAUCGUUCAAAUUCUCGACCAUUUCAAAGAGCCAGACCCCGUUGGACUUCCCGGUGCAAAGAUACCCGAUCCGUACCACGUCCCAGACCUGAAGAAAUAUUUGGCCCUCGGAGGAUCGAUAGCGUUUAAAAACACCGCUAUCUAUGGAAUCAGCAAAUUCCGGAUUUUAUAUGUUAGUGUUGAAGCCAGUAAAAUGAAGGCUACAGCAGCUAUACAAGUUGACAAGAUACACGCUAGAGGAAAUUAUGUUCUAAAGACCUGGUUAAAAACUUAUCCCGGUAAAUACACAUCUGAUGUGAAAGGGAUAAAAGCUGUAGCUACAGCCACCCUUGGAGUAGAUACGAAUGGGAAAAUACGAGCGCAAAACAUUUCCAUGGACAUCGGUUUUACCAACAUAGAAGUUCAAUUCGAAAAUUCUGGAAUACUAGCCUUUGUUCUCCAAGGACUAUUCAAUUCUCUCGGCACGUUCUUAUUUGACAGCAUCAAGCCAUACAUCCUUGAAGAUGCAUAUAAGAAAGUGACUGAAGAAAUAAACAAUAAUCUUGACGGUGUCACAGGAGACUUUCAGUUUGCUAAUUCGAUAUCACCGAUUGAUAUGGUCAUGAUCAACGCAAGGAACAAGAUCAUUGCUGUCGGAAAGGAUCCCAUGAAAGUGAAAAACUAUAAUACCACAGUGAGCAUAUUUAACAUAGCCUUAACAGAAACUUGUCUUACUGGAAUAUCUACAUUUUAUCGCUUUGGAAACAUUACAUUGAUGAUGGAAAAUAACACAUUAAUAGUAGAUUUUUAUCUCAGUACUCAAGAGAUUCAAGGCUCUACAAAUUGGGAAAUAUCAACAUUUAAGAACUUAUUGUCUCAGUUUGGAACUGUCACAUUCACUGUAGAUUAUAUACGAGUGCGAACAAUUUUGGGCCAACCAUUAGAUACUAGAAAGAGUCCUCAAUUUAGGAAAUUAGACAUUGAGCUCGGAAACAUACAAAUAAGAUUAAAUGGAGCAGGAACAAUAGAUUAUAUUGUAGAGUUCGCAGUAAACAUAUUGCCAAAUCUUUUAAGGAAUCAAAUUGUUAAGUCCAUCGAAGACCCAAUUCGAGGCAAAGUCCAAGAGGAGCUUAAUGAAAUCAUUAUAGAGGAUAUCAUCAAGGAUUUUUUGCCACUUUUAGAUCAGUUACAAUUGAAAGGAUUGAAAUUAAGCAAACUCUUUCCAGAAAAGGAUGAAGUGAGAUACGAUGAUGAUGACUUUUUCAAUUUUUAA
Molecule: messenger RNA, 1347 nt
Organism: Leptosia nina
Lineage: Eukaryota; Metazoa; Arthropoda; Insecta; Lepidoptera; Pieridae
Source: the annotation of a GenBank genome assembly